Molecule: messenger RNA, 261 nt
Organism: Prunus armeniaca (apricot)
Lineage: Eukaryota; Viridiplantae; Streptophyta; Magnoliopsida; Rosales; Rosaceae
Source: the annotation of a GenBank genome assembly
AUGUCCUUCCAGGUAGAAGUGCCCAGACCUGUUGGUGCCCUGUCAGUGGUGACCAGCCCCUUGAAGCCCCCAAUUGUUGCUAUGCCUAUCCAUUCCCUCCCAGGUUCAUCUACCACGGCCUCCUCCGCUAAUCCAGAACUGGCAGCGUUUGAAGGUAUGGACCUAGACGCCCAGCUGGACCAAUUGGAGAAACUCAGCUCCGCUCCAGGAAAGGCAAAAUCCAAGGUAGUGGAGGAGGCUAUGGAGAGACUGAAGAUCUAG